Messenger RNA from Panicum hallii, 1428 nucleotides. Its product is annotated as histone acetyltransferase MCC1. Gene Ontology annotation, cellular component: Golgi membrane. The record is from RefSeq and is a predicted model, not a curated record. Bases 419 to 1183 code for a protein of 254 amino acids. Gene Ontology annotation, biological process: N-terminal peptidyl-methionine acetylation. Gene Ontology annotation, molecular function: histone acetyltransferase activity; protein-N-terminal amino-acid acetyltransferase activity. The transcript has 5 exons. Lineage: Eukaryota; Viridiplantae; Streptophyta; Magnoliopsida; Poales; Poaceae.
AUCGGCUAAUGACACCCAAAUCAGCCGAUUAGCUUCCUGACCUGAGUGCGAGUCUGUGACCUCCUCCUCCCUUCCUGGUUCUUCCUGUCCACGUCCAGGUCGCCGCCGCUCGUCCAUCACCACCUCUGACCUCCCUUGAUCCCCUCCGUCCCACCCCCGCAUCCGGCCUUCGCUGCUUCUUCUCCCCCCUUCUUUAAUUCCCACUCACCGAUCGGCCUCUGGCGCCGGCGCCGGCGCCAUCGCUUUCUUCUCACCUCCCCCUCUUCCGUCGCGGCGGCGGCGCCACCACCGAGCAAACUGCGAUUCGCCGUGGCGCGCCUGACGCGCACGGAAGCGGGGAGUCCCCUCUCCCGCACUGGACGGUUCUCGGGCCUCCCGGCGAAGAACCUGGUCGGUUGUCGCCGCAGGCUGACUGCUCAUGUUGGACCCGAGAUCCGAAAUCUACCCCACCAUAGAGUAUCGCCCUAUCCAGCCGUCCGACCUCGAAGCUUUAGAGAAGAUUCAUCUAGCUCUCUUUCCCAUAAGGUACGAGAGGGAGUUCUUCUUGAACGUUGUCAACGGCCAUGGUAUUGUUUCCUGGGGCGCUGUGGACACCAGCAGAUCAGAUGACCGCAGGGAUGAGAUAAUAGGUUUUGUAACCACGAGGAUGAUCGCAGCAAAAGAUAGUGAGAUUGAGGACUUGUUUAGGUAUAACAGUUCGCGCAAAGAUCUAACACUUGUGUAUAUAUUGACACUGGGUGUGGUGGAUAGCUAUAGAAACCUUGGCAUAGCAUCGUCACUGGUUCGAGAAGUGGUUAAAUAUGCAGCAAGUAUAUCUAAUUGCAGAGGUGUUUAUUUACAUGUCAUUUCAUACAACCAACCUGCUAUCAGCUUUUAUAAGAAGAUGCUGUUUAAGCUAGUUAGAAGGCUUCCAAUGUUUUACUACAUAAGAGGGCAACAUUAUGACUCAUACUUGUUUGUGUACUAUGUGAACGGUGGUCGUUCACCUUGCUCACCACUGGAGAUUGUAACUUCAUUUGUUGUUGACUUCAGGGCUUUCGUGAAGAUGCUGGUCGCCAAGUUCUGGAGCAAAGAGGACCAUUGUAACCCGAGAUGGACCAGAUGUCAGGAAUCGAACACCCUCUUGGCCCCACAAAGCAAUAAAAGGAUCAUCAGCGGUGAUAAUACCAGAUGUCAUGUCUAAUUGUAGGUGCUGUCAUGAUGUUUUCUCUUGUUUUUUUCUUUUCUAUUUUUUGGGAAACCGAAGUUUGGAGAGACAGUCGCAUGUGAUGCUGUUGUACACUUCUGAUACGGGUACAUAAUUUCUCAGUAGUUAUAGUCACAUUCAUUGUAAAGAGAGAAAGGGGGAGGAGAAGUUAAACUUUCACCUGCUUCUGAUAACGUUGGCAGUUACGUGCAUUGUUGAAAUGUUGUGUUGAUUGAACUGAA